UUCAAUUUUGACGUUAUCUUGACUGAGCAGACAAUCACGUGACUUUAGAUAAGAGGGGUAUUUCGAUCAGACCUACCCGUAAACAAAAACAGGAUAUGGUUCGGAGUUAGUAGAAUGGCUGGAACAUUGAAACAACUGUCUACCAGCAUUUUCCCUGUUAGUGGAGGUUCUGAUCAGGCUUUGAGGGUUGGAGGCGGUGAUUUGACCCAGGGGCUGACGACAUCCGUGGACCGUGCCUUGCAAACGACGGCUGGCAGGCUGGAGUGGCUGACUUUGAUGUUCAGGGAAAUGAACGGGGAGGGGUGUCAACUUAACUGCUCCGGGCACGGGAGCUGUGACAACGGGCAGUGUAUCUGUAUGGUGCAGUAUGCAGGAGAUUUUUGUCAGGACCAAAACAGGGGAUAUUUUGUCGCCUUUGGAAGCAUCUUCGCUACCCUGAGUGCCGUGGCCAUAAUUCAGCUGGUGCUUUGUAUCCACAAUGAGUACGCCAAACAGAAGCACAAGUCCAUCAGAAAGGUCCUUCGUAUCAACGCCCAGAAACUUCUCUAUGCGCUCACAUUUUUUGCAACAGCCAUUAAAGGCAUUUAUUUCUUCACAAAGUGGAGUAUAUCAGACAUAGCAUCUUCCAACCUCUCCAGUGCAUUCUAUCCCGUCAUGCUCUCGGGAUUUUCAUUCAUUAUUUGCUUUUGGGCAGAGGCCUUUCACCUCGGCGACAUUAAGUUUGAUAAGCCUCGUUUUCUGGGUAAAUCCAUCAUCGGGUUCCUCGUUUUCAACUUCUUGAUGUACUCUCUUCUGUUCAUCCAACUCGUCGCUACUGACGUCAUUGAUGACCCAAUCACCACGGAACUGAUCACCAAAGUCUGUAAUAGCUGCUUUGCGUGCCUGAUGAUCGUGGCUGUGGUCUUUUUCUUGGUGUACGGGGUGGAGGUUUAUUUCAAGGUACAUGGAGCGUUCAACAGCAAAACUGGCAGCGUGGACCCUUGGCAGUUGCACGCGUCUCGUCUGGGUCUGAUUGCGCAGGCGCUGUUACAACUGUUCACGGCCUUGUUCAUAAUUGCAGACGUCAAAAGAGACAUUUGGAAGAAUCGUUUGCCGAUAAUAAGUCAAAACUUCUACGACAUUGGAUUUAGAAUCGUCGAGUUUGGCGUUGUGCUGUGGUUUCCUUGUGUCUUGUGGAAUUGCAAAAGUCCAGAAAACCUUUGGGUGUUGAACCCUACAACAUUAUUUAAAAGUUUGAAGACGUCGGAAAAGAAUGAAACGGAUGCUGUGAAAGAUUCAAAUCAAGAAAAUUACGGGUCUUUGUACCAAGUACAUGGUGGGAAACAAGAUUGCUGGAUUUGUUAUGACCCCGACAGAACGGACGUGGGGUCACUCAUCCAGCCGUGUCAGUGCCGGGGGGACGUGUCCUCGGUCCACCACGAGUGUCUCCGGAAAUGGUUGAUAGAGUGUGCGGAUCAACAAAAGGAACUGAAGUGUAAAGUGUGCAAUGAACCUUAUAAAGUCAGUGGAGGCUGGUCUUGGUUUCCAAGAGGGUUAAAACCGCGUCAUUGGUUACAAACCUUUCUCGUUUUGAUUGUCAUCACUUCCGUUCCUUUCAUCACGUAUGCCGUUACCCACUCCGUGACGUCAUUAUACAUACGAAUAUUUGUAAUUGGUGUGUGUGUCCUUUUGGAGAUCGGUUGUCUCAGAGUGUUGGCCUCAAGUUUUGGCGUUUGUUACAAACGAGGGCGACUUUCAACAAUAACAAUAGCUGGGCGAGAGGUCAGUAGUGUGACAGGGACGCUACCCAACUCUGCUCUGUCACUUCCGGCAUGCACGUCUCCGCCAGAUGUAAAUGUUGGGAGUCUGGGGGACAACGGAAGUGACGUCAGCAAUUCCUGUGUUGUGACUUCACAUGACUAUUCAAAUUCCCUGUCUGUGAAGGCUGUUAUUGAACAAAGUUGAACAUCGCCUUCAUGAACAUUCCGUGACGGAUUUAUUUUUAUACAUAUUGAUAUGUUCCAGAGUGUUAUUGUAUUAGUAAGGAGAACUCUCUCUAUCUAUAGCUUCAAGAAUCUGUGGUUUAGCUUUAUAUGUGGACCCACACCCCAUUUAAAAAUGACCCGAAUCCGCUCCUGACAAUACUUGGUGUUGCUGGAAUGCUUUUAAAACAACUAUGGAUGAUUAUGCAUAAUACGAUAAUAUUAAAUGUACAUUUGUAAUUAUUUUGUCAAAGAGCUUUUUUCAUCAGUUUGUUUUAGAACUUAAAUGCUUGUGUUUUUAAAAAGUGUCGAAAUAUGUCCUUGUAAUUACCGGGGUAUUAUAAUACCUUUUCUCAUCGAUUUGGUAAUUACAGCUUUCUGUCGCAACUAAUGCGAAGUAAACUGCACUAUGUAUAUGUACAAAUGAUGGUAUGAAUUACAGUGUUGCAUUAAAGUUUGUCUUGCAAA
Magallana angulata is the source of this 2429-nucleotide messenger RNA. RefSeq lists its product as uncharacterized. The record is from RefSeq and is a predicted model, not a curated record. NCBI's taxonomy places the organism in Eukaryota, Metazoa, Mollusca, Bivalvia, Ostreida, Ostreidae. Gene Ontology annotation, molecular function: zinc ion binding. Bases 115 to 1944 code for a protein of 609 amino acids. The transcript is spliced from 13 exons.